This is a messenger RNA of Suillus subaureus, 676 nucleotides long. RefSeq lists its product as uncharacterized. The annotation marks the transcript as partial. NCBI's taxonomy places the organism in Eukaryota, Fungi, Basidiomycota, Agaricomycetes, Boletales, Suillaceae. The transcript has 4 exons. The record is from RefSeq and is a predicted model, not a curated record.
CCAGUGCUGCGUACCACCAGUCCUUAUCUCUCUGUGCGCUCAGACUCUUCCUCAUUCCACUGGCUUUGAUUUUGGCUAUAGCUCUCGCUGACUCAUGUCAGAAAUAUCUAGUGCUGACGGCGCCGAGGACCAGCGUGUCCAUACCAAUGAGGAGAAGGAAAAUGGCGGGCCUUCAGCGGACAAGUUCAUAAAUUGUCUCAGCGAGGCGACGAAGGUCCAGCCAACUCUGAACGAAUUAGCGGAUACUAUGAAGAAAGUAUUGGAAGUUCUCCAGCACUCGACGUUUGUGUCGAAGAGUGGCAAGGACGAUCGAUCUCGUUUCUGGGAGUUGUACGGACAAGUCGCAGAGGAACACGACAGCGACUUCCUCGAGCGGUACUUUAAAGACAUGGAUAGUAUCUUGCUCUUCUCUGGUCUUUUCUCCACUGUCAGCUCGUCUUUCAUUGUCGCAAUGGAGUCCAGUCUCAGUCCCGACCCCAGCAACACCACGAAUGCCCUUCUCACCCAACUCGUGCAGAUCGGAUUCGGCAACUUCACUGCAGCAGGCUCCACGCCCGCAGACCCAGCAUCUACGUGGUCGCCGCCUGCGUCAGUUGUGAGGAUCCAAAUGGUCGCAUACGCAAGCUUAUCUAUGAGCUUGCUAGCAGCAUUCGCGGCCGUACUAGGCAAACAGUGG